Molecule: messenger RNA, 1322 nt
Organism: Brassica napus (rape)
Lineage: Eukaryota; Viridiplantae; Streptophyta; Magnoliopsida; Brassicales; Brassicaceae
Exons: 1
Coding region: 824-1243 (139 amino acids)
Source: RefSeq, a predicted model, not a curated record
GCUUUUAUUGAUUUUGCAUGUAAGUUAUCGGUGAGUUUGGCGUUGCUUGAACCUAAGAGCUCACCUUUUAACAACGUUCACACAUGACAAGUUCUCACCAAUUGAUCAAUUAGUGAUAACUCUUCUUGUGGAAACGCUGUUAAAAUAUGAGGUCUUGGUUCGAAGAAACGCCAAACGCACCAAUAAUCUAUACGAAAGAAGAGCUUAAUACUCAUAGCUGAGGAAUUAGGAUCAGUGCGCUACAAAACCAGACUGGAGUCCAUAAGAUGAGUUGUUACAUAUAUAUUAUAACAAAAUAUUAUUAUCAUUUUUUUAUAACAAAAUAUUAUUUUAGUUUGUAUAAAAUUUUAUAUUCAAUUAGAAGUUGAAAUAUAUUUCACAUAAACCACUUUAAAAGAUAUCGGUUUGAGUUUGAAUCAUAUCAAUAUACUAUAUGCAAAUAAUAUUAAUAUUGCAGAUGGUAUAUAUUCGAUCAUUUAUGCGAGCUGAAUUGUUAUAUAUGUUGCACAGUGAAUCCUCCACUUAUAGAAAUUUAGAUCUGUUUGUUCCAAACAUUAUAAAUCAUCAGAUAUAUCUAUUUUACCAAAAAAAAUCAGAUAUAUGUAAAUAUUUACAUAAUUGUAGUUAUUGAAUGAUAUAAAGUACGAAAAAUAUGUGUGAAAGUGAAUGGUCCUGGCAGGCAAACAAACUUAGAAAAUAAUCCACAUGUAUAUGUACAGUAUUACUCAUUUAGUCAUACACAACACAACAAUUAAUAACACUCACAUGGUCUCUUUCACGCCCUCGCCCUCCUCCUCCCUCACUAUAUAUUUAUGUGUACUUCAUGUUAUUAGCUUGCACAAUCUUUCUAAAUACUCCAAAGGACAAAACUCACAAGGAUCAAUCAACGGCAAUAAUGGCGAGGAAUAAUCCAUACGUAUACACAAAGAUGGAGAAAGAAGAUCCCCAAGAGCUAAUUCACAGAAGAGCUCAAUUUAUAAUUCAGAAGGUUCUAGAACGGGCAGACAACAGGACACGACAGCAGCACCAGAGGAAGAGAUCAUCUGGACCGUUGAUUAUAAUCAGAGUAGCUGGAAUAAGAAUGAGAAUCGGUAAGAAGCUAAGGAAGCUGAGGAAGAAUAAUAGUUGCCUUUGCAAAAAUCUUAUCUCUCGUUUCAUCAAAUCGUUUAAACGAUUCUUGUCGUCCUCGUCUUCUUCACGAACUAUCUCUGAUCUUCCUCCUCUAUUCUCUCUUCAAGUUUGAUGAUCUUGAACUGUUUUUUGUUUUAAUAUUUUCCUAUAUAAUAUACUUCGAUUCCCUUCAACUAAUAAAUACACGUAAA